Messenger RNA from Hermetia illucens (black soldier fly), 1442 nucleotides. RefSeq names its product DNA methyltransferase 1-associated protein 1 (gene DMAP1). Gene Ontology annotation, cellular component: NuA4 histone acetyltransferase complex; Swr1 complex; nucleus. Gene Ontology annotation, biological process: negative regulation of transcription by RNA polymerase II; chromatin remodeling; DNA repair. The transcript is spliced from 10 exons. The coding region runs from base 108 to 1433 and encodes 441 amino acids. Gene Ontology annotation, molecular function: transcription corepressor activity. The record is from RefSeq and is a predicted model, not a curated record. Lineage: Eukaryota; Metazoa; Arthropoda; Insecta; Diptera; Stratiomyidae.
CAUAUCAGGUGUGUCAGCUUGACGUUUGAGGACAAGUCGUUGUCCAGUUAUUUGUUUGUUUGGUGUCGGAUUUUAGGAGAAUCAUUUACUUUGAAGCGCCUUUCAAAAUGACGGCGGAUGUUCGAGAUAUCCUUGAACUCGAACGGCCAGUGACGCCAGAAAUUACGAAGGAGUCAUUUUUGAACACUAAAACUAGAAAAUUUGAAAGGGUAAAGACGACUAAGAGGCCGGAGGGAAUGCACAGAGAAGUUUUUGCUUUACUCUACAAUGACAAUAAAGACGCUCCGCCGAUCUUACCAACGGAUACUGCUCUGGGUAUCGGUUCUGGCUAUAAGCAAGCCAAAGCUCGGCUUGGUAUGAAGAAGGUACGUCGGUGGGAGUGGGCUCCCUUCAGUAACCCAGCCAGAAACGACGGCGCAAUUUUUCACCACUGGAAAAGAGUUUCGGAUGACUCGCGUGAAUAUCCGUUUGCAAAAUUUAACAAGCAAUUGAAUAUACCGGCAUAUACGCUCAACGAAUACAACACCCACUUGAGAACUAAUCCCACCAAGUGGUCGAAGGCUCAGACAGAUCACUUGUUUGACCUGGCAAAAAGGUUCGAUUUACGGUUUAUUAUUAUGGCCGAUCGUUGGGAUCGUGCCAACUAUGGGAUCAAGACAGUCGAGGACCUCAAGGAGCGAUACUAUGAAGUUCUCGGGAUAUUAACAAAACUAAAAGGUAGUGGAGAUAAAAAGAUUUAUGUCUUCGACUCAGACCACGAGAGAAGAAGGAAGGAGCAGUUAAAAAAGUUGUUCGAUCGUACUCCGAAACAAGUUGAAGAAGAAUUUAUGUUACUGAACGAAUUUAAAAAAAUUGAAGCUCGCAAGAAAGAGCGGGAAAGGAAAACACAAGAUUUGCAAAAACUUAUUUCUCAAGCCGACCAACAGGGUGAGCACAAUUUUAACGCAUCAACGUCUAGAAAACAGGAGAAAAAACUUUACAAAAAGAAAAUACAGAGUCAACCCCGCCCGUCAAAAGUAGAUUCUGUUGUUAAUGCGGUUGAAUCAGCCGGUAUAAAAUUCUCGGAUCUGCGCGGAUCAGGUGUGUCAUUAAGAUCUCAGAAGAUGAAGUUACCUGCCAAUAUCGGUCAAAAGAAGGCAAAAGCCUUGGAGCAAACAAUACAAGAGUUUAAAGUUGAUCCUGCUCCUCCGCCGACAGAGGAAAUAUCAAAUGUAUUCAAUGAACUAAGAUCUGAUAUGGUCUUGCUGUGUGAGCUCAGAACAGCGCUAGCUACGUGCCUCUUCGAGCUGGAAAGUCUCAAACAUCAGUAUGAGGCCAUAUGCAUAGGAAAGACAUUAAAUAUCCCUGCUCCUUUGGCAAUGAAAGAAGAAGGCACAAAAACUCUAGAGAGUAUAAUCGAUGUUGUCGGUUCACCUCAUAUGAGCGGUGUUUAAACGAAUCAG